UGACGUCAGAGGAAGUGCCUGACGCCGCGGCCUGUGGUUGAGAGUUGCUGGAGUCGGUAUCCGGCGCUCAAGGUUCGCCGGACCGCGGGCGGCGGAGCAGGCCGGGGGCAGCGGAGUUUACUUUAGGACGAGCGGCUUUGAACCUCUGCGCCCGUCUCCGCCGGCAGAUACCAUUGUGUAGUUUGAAUCAGGAAUGAAAUAUUCUGAAAGCUGAGAGCAGAAACCUUCUUGAUCAACAUGGAGGACAAAAGACGGCGAGCCCGAGUGCAGGGAGCCUGGGCUGGCCCUGCUAAGAGCCAGGCCAUUGCUCAGCCAGCUCCCACUGCUGAGAACCAUCUCCAACAGAGACCUGGCCAAACCUGGAUGAACAAGGAGCAUCGUCUGUCUGACAGACAGUUUGUGUUCAAAGAACCCCAGGAGGUGGUACGCAGAGCCCCAGAGCCACAAGUGAUCGAUAAAGAGGGUGUGUAUGAAAUCAGCCUGUCACCCACAGGCGUAUCUAGGGUGUGUUUGUAUCCUGGCUUUGUUGACUUAAAAGAAGCCGACUCAGUAUUUGAACAGCUUUGUCAGGAUGUUCCCUGGAAACAGAGGACUGGCAUCAGAGAGGAUGUAACUUACCAGCAACCAAGACUUACAGCAUGGUAUGGAGAACUUCCUUACACUUAUUCAAGAAUCACUUUGGAACCAAAUCCUCACUGGCAUCCUGUGCUGCUCAUGCUGAAGAACCAAAUUGAAGAGAACACUGGCCACACCUUCAACUCCUUGCUUUGCAAUCUUUACCGAAAUGAGAAGGACAGCGUGGACUGGCAUAGUGAUGACGAACCUUCGUUGGGGAGGUGCCCCAUCAUUGCUUCACUCAGUUUUGGUGCCACACGCAUGUUUGAGAUGAGAAAGAAGCCCCCACCAUGUAUGGAGAAGGUGCUGUGACUGAUCGAACGUGUCAAAAGUGGUUUUCGAAGUUUCAUGCUGGAGAUUUCUUGCUGGACGAUGCUCCACAGUUGGGUAGACCAGUUGAAGUUAAUAGCGAUCAAAUCGAGAUGUUAAUUGAGAACAAUCAACAUUAUACCAUGUGGGAGAUAGCCGACAUACUCAAAAUAUCCAAAUCAAGCAUUGAAAAUCAUUUGCACCAGCUUGGUUAUGUUCAUCGCUUCGAUGUUUGGGUUCCACAUAAGUUAAGCGAAAAAAACCCUGACCGUAUUUCUGCGUGCAAUUCUCUACUUAAACAUAUGGAAAUGUUCCAUUUUUAAAAUAAAUUGUGAUGGACAGUGAAAAGUGGACACUGUACAAUAAUGUGGAACAGAAGAGAUCGUGGGGCGAGCAAAAUGAACCCCUGCCAACCACACCAAAGGCUGGUCCAAAGGUGAUGUUGUGUAUAUGGUGGGAUUGGAAGGGAGUCCUCUAUUACGAGCUCCCCAGAAAACCAAGUGAUUAAUUCCAACAAAUACUGCUCCCAGUUAGACCAACUGAAAGCAGCACUUGACAAAAAGUGUCCAGAAUUAGUCAACAGAGAACGCAUAAUCUUCCAUCAAGAUAGUGCAAGACCACAUGUUUCUUUGAUGACCAGGCGAAAACUGUUAUAGCUUGGCUAGGAAGUUCUGAUUCAUCUGCUGUAUUCAUCAGACAUUGCACCUUCAGAUUUCCAUUUAUUUCGGUCUUUACAAAAUUCUCUUAAUGGAAAAAAUUUCAAUUCCCUGGAAGACUGUAAAAGGCACCUGGAACAGUUCUUUGCCCAAAAAGAUUAAAAGUUUUGGGAAGAUGGAAUUAUGAAGUUGCCUGGAAAAUGGCAGAAGGUAGUGGAACAAAAGGUUGAAUACGUUGUUCAAUAAAGUUCUUGGUGAAAAUGAAAAGUGUCUUUUAUUUUUACUUAAAAACCAAAGGAACUUUUUGGCCAACGCUAUAAUUUCUAAGACACCUUUUUUAGGACAAGAAAGGCGCAAUUACAUGAAAAAUCUACAUAGAUCUCAUACAGUGUGACGUUUCCUUUCCAGUGAAAAGAAAAACGUUUAGAUUUCUUAUCUGUUGGGUGGUUUGUAAUGAUAUAACAAUAUACACCCAGGCUUUUUUUUUUUUCCUAAAUAGCAUUUUAAAAAAAAUUAUUUAUUUGGCUGUGCCGGGUCUUAGUUGUGGCACGCGGGAUUUUUAUUUGCGGCGUGUGGGCUCCUAGUUGCGGCAUGUCGCAUCUAGUUCCCUGACCAGGGAUUGAACCCUAGCCCCUUGCAUUGGGAGUGCGGAGUCUUAACCACUGGACCACCAGGGAAGUCCCUAAAUAACAUUUUUCUAAAAGAAACUGAAUAGGCUGAGAUCUUGGUGAAAGUUAUGGAACUUUGGAAAACCCCAGUAUUCACUGGAAAUUAUAAUUAAGCAUUCAGAUGAAUUGGCUCUGGUUGAGGAGGGAGUGAGAAUGUUAACAUUAAUAUAAAAAAAUUUUUUUUUGCUUUUUCCAUCUACUUGUGAGGUUUCAAGUGUGUGGAAAACCAAGAAUAUCAACAGCAAAACCCACCCUGUAGACUGACUGUGACCCUAAAAGUUUCUUCUAUCUGGGAUCAGGAAUGGAAAAUUUUAUCCUAAGCCAUGGCUUUUUAAUGGGUGUGUUUUGUUUUGUUUUGAAGAAAGACCUGAGUAAAUCAAAAGGGUUACAGAGCAGUGUUUGGGUAACUUAACCAUGCUUAAUGGCCGUGAGUGCAUUCCUCUAAACAGUCUGAACUGUGCUUCCACUGUCGCUUAUCCAUUUAUCAACUGAGCCCUUAUGCUGAGCCUCAUGAGCUCCUCUGGCCUUUUACCUGCUUCCUCAGUGGAAAAAGUCUCUGUGUAUCUUGGUUAAGUUAAAGCGUGGCUCUUUGGUCUGUUGCUGCUCUGGUCUCGGGAAGGAAGUAUUCGUGAGCUCUGUGUUGCCUUGAUAGAAUCCCCUGCCCUCCCUUCUGUCUCCUGUGAAUUGGGAAUGUACUUCCUAAGCCAAGGGUGUUGGAAGGAACGAAUAACAAGCAGCAAAGUAGUGACAUCACCUCUCGCUGUAAGUGUGCUGGUAUCACUGUCUCCUUCAGGGACUGAUGAGAGUAGCCCCCUGCCAAGUGAAGGCUCACCCUCUUUUGCCCUUUGGUACAACUAAUGGUUAUACUGGAUGUAAUGUGUUUCAAACCAACCUGAGGCUUUCUCUCAUUUGAAAACCUCAGAUCUUAGGAAUAGUGAGGGAAAUGUGGCUCUGUUGACCAUCACUUUCCGUCCAUGCUGAUGUUUCCCUCUUGCAUUUGGAAUUCUCUUUCACUUGCUGGGUCUACUCCUGCUUCAUGUUUCCAGGUAGAGUUACAGUGCUCCCCUCUUCUCUUCCACUGGCCUUAGCGCUCCCUCCUCCCCAAUAAUGGGUUUUUUUUUUUUUUUCAUGUUUGGAAAACUGUAAGUAGUUCCAUUCAUUUGGAGCACAGCAUGCCCGUGAGAGAGAUGUAGGAGCUGAAACUAAAGAGAAGGAGCAUGCAAGUCAUCAGGAGCCUUGGGUGCCAAGCUAAUGGAUUUGAACUUCAUCCUGAAACCUUUGGGAUGUCAUUAAAGUAUUUUAAGCAAGGGAGAGGAAUUCUGAGAUCAAAUUUGCAUUUUAUUACAGUGGCUUUGUCAGAGCAACACUGGAUGAGAAAAUGCUGGCUCUUAACUUUUCUAACUUCUCCAAAUUACUCCUUACACGUGCUCCCUGGUCUCACAGACCUGUGUACACAGGAUGGGGCUUGGUUUCUUGGCCUCUGGGCUGUUGCAUAUACAAUUCCUUCUUCCUAGAACAUGCUUUUCCUCCGUAGUGUAUUUUUUUUCUUUUUUUAAAUUGAAGUGUAGUUGAGGUACAGUGUUAUCCCAAUAAUGUUUUAAUGUUCUAAGAGAUCUUCAUCUCAGGAUUCUCUUCCUGUUGUGUUAAGUGUCUUUCCUGUCCACUGCACUCUCCUGUCUUAGUGUCUGUGCUUGGUUUAUAGAUUAAGGCCCCGUUGUACUUCUGGAGUAUAUAGAGGGCAGCAACAGUUCUGUUUCUAGCUGUGUUGAACCUUGAUCUGGUAACUGACUUUACAGCCUAAAUCAAGGAGCCUUGAACCCUCUGAUUUCAUGAACGAUGCACUCCCUUCUGAUAUCUUUUCUUCAGUAGAACAUACAUCUCCUCUGUCUGGAAUACUUUUUUCAGAGAGCAACCUUUUGCUUUUCUGAGAUGGAGCUGGGCUACCUGAGGACAGGGUCACCUUCCCACUGGUUGGCUGAGGGGUCAGAGGUAAAUGUUUUGGUGCUUACUUAUUACUGGAAGGCAAAAGGUGGCAGACACAAAAUCAGUCACUGAGACCAAAAGUUAUUUCAAACAUUGUGUAUAUCUUCUGCUUAUAAAGUUAUGACAGUGCUUGACAAAGUCACUGCCAAGGGCUGGGGGCGGGAACCUAGACUGUUUAUGGAAGUUCAUUUUGUUUUGAUUUUGAUUUUCCUGGGAGAAAUCAUUGUAAACAGUUACAUUCUCAGAAGCACCCCUACGAUAAUAAACAUAAACACAGCAUUGCAGUGAAAUUAAUCCUGUAGUAACCCAAAUGUAAUCUCAUGCGUUGGAAGUGAAGCAGAUGAAUGGACGAAUCUGCCCGGAAUGGAGGUGAAGAAGUCAGGAAACUUGGGUCUGUCCCUGUCUCAGUUCUUGACGUGCUCUUUGUUGCUCUGAGCAAGGAAGUUGUUUAAUGUGCCCCUGUGACAGCGGUGGAGGAGGAGUGACACCACCUGUUGGCCAUAUUGCAGCCCACCCUGGGAGGCUUCAUUAUGGUGUUGGACGUGAAUUGACUUUGAGCUCUGGAAGAAAGGGGCAAUGUAAAUACAGGCAUUUGUAUCCUAGGUGCUCCGGAGUUGCAAUCCAUUCUCAAAGGCUUACACAGCCAGUCUCAGUUUAGCAACACUGUUCUGGUCACAGCAGAGCUCCCUUCUUUGAGAAAAUCUUGUUGUUGACUGUUCUGGAAAGAAACAAGAAUAUAUCUCCAAAAUACCAAAAUAGCUAUCGGAAGAGUUGUGACUAGUUUUAACAUAGGUACCAAUUAGUGAAUUAGCAUAAAUUAUGAGAAGGGGGUCAAAACUCAUCACACCAUGUCUUGUUUGAAAGCCUAUUCUCCUAACACUAUGUCAAAACACAGGGCACAGAAUAAGGCAGAUGUAAAGAAUUAUUGUAUACAUGACUUUGAAUUCCUUCAUAGGCCAGAAUGUGCUUUUCUGCAUUUUGAAUGCUGAUAAUACUAAUACUAAUAGCUGUUAUGCUGUACCUAAUACGUACCAGUCUGCAAGUAAUUCUCACAUAUGUAAGUUGAGGCUCACAGCAGCCCUGUGUGGCAGGUACUCUCGUCAUCCUCAUUUUACAAGUGAGUAAAUUCAGGAACAGAGAGGUGAAGUAACCUGCCUAAGGCCAGUCAGCACCAAGUGACAGAGCCAGUCUGGCUGAGUGGAGGCUGGCAUCUCUUCGACCAGUGUCAUGUUCUG
This is a messenger RNA of Orcinus orca (killer whale), 5466 nucleotides long. RefSeq names its product alkB homolog 3, alpha-ketoglutarate dependent dioxygenase (gene ALKBH3). The transcript is spliced from 9 exons. Bases 238 to 927 code for a protein of 229 amino acids. Gene Ontology annotation, cellular component: nucleus. Gene Ontology annotation, biological process: DNA alkylation repair; DNA repair. The record is from RefSeq and is a predicted model, not a curated record. Gene Ontology annotation, molecular function: dioxygenase activity. NCBI's taxonomy places the organism in Eukaryota, Metazoa, Chordata, Mammalia, Artiodactyla, Delphinidae.